This is a messenger RNA of Vitis riparia (riverbank grape), 4547 nucleotides long. RefSeq names its product cullin-associated NEDD8-dissociated protein 1. The record is from RefSeq and is a predicted model, not a curated record. Gene Ontology annotation, biological process: SCF complex assembly; protein ubiquitination. Gene Ontology annotation, cellular component: nucleus. NCBI's taxonomy places the organism in Eukaryota, Viridiplantae, Streptophyta, Magnoliopsida, Vitales, Vitaceae. The coding region runs from base 356 to 4012 and encodes 1218 amino acids. The transcript has 30 exons.
AAAAAGAAAAAGAAAAGGGAAGAAAGAAAGGAAGAGAGAAGGAAAAGGAACACACGGAUCCAAGUGAGAGAAGGUCAGUCAGUCAGUGUGGAGUGAGAAAGAGGGAGAGGCUACAGGGAGAAUCGUCGCACUCGAGCUUGGCGAUUGGUUCGCACCACCGUCCGCAGCAGCCGCAGCGGCUUUGCUUCGGUUUGGUGAGUUUGAGUUGAUUGCUCGUGUUUCUGGAACUGAAUGAAAUGGCGUGAGGAAUCUAAGAUUUGGAAUUACUAUUUUUUCAUUGCCCUUUUUCUUGUUAUUGGUAACAUAAAGGGUUGACAUUUCUGUGAUAAAGACUCUUGGAUAUAAUCAGUCAGAGAUGGCGAAUUUAGCCAUAACCAGUAUACUGGAAAAGAUGACGGGUAAAGAUAAAGACUAUAGAUAUAUGGCAACUUCUGAUUUAUUAAAUGAGUUAAACAAAGAAGGAUUUAGAGCUGAUGCUGAUUUGGAGAUAAAGUUGUCAAACAUUGUCCUACAACAACUUGAUGAUGCAGCUGGAGAUGUUUCUGGAUUGGCUGUGAAAUGUCUUGCACCUUUGGUCAAGAAGGUCAGUGAGACACGACUAGUGGAGAUGACCAAUAAACUUUGCGAUAAAUUGCUAAAUGGGAAAGAUCAACAUCGUGACAUUGCAAGUAUAGCUCUGAAGACAAUUGUUUCUGAAGUCACGACCUCUGCUGUUGCACAAUGUGUUCUUGUUUCUCUCUCUCCACAGUUGAUAAAGGGGAUAACUAGCCCUGGAAUGACCACAGAGAUGAAAUGUGAAUGUCUUGACAUUUUGUGUGAUGUUCUUCACAAAUUUGGGAAUCUUAUGGCAACCGACCAUGAACUACUAUUAGGUGCACUGUUGUCCCAGUUGAGUUCCAAUCAAGCCAGUGUCAGAAAGAAGACUGUUUCAUGUAUUGCAUCUCUUGCAUCAAGUUUGUCAGAUGAUUUGUUGGCAAAAGCAACUGUUGAGGUUGUCCGGAACUUGAGAAGUAAGGGAGUAAAACCUGAAAUGACCCGCACAAACAUUCAGAUGAUUGGGGCUUUAAGUCGUGCUGUUGGAUACCGUUUUGGAUCUCAUCUUGGAGAUACUGUUCCUGUGCUAAUUAAUUACUGCACAAGUGCAUCAGAGAAUGAUGAAGAGCUUCGAGAAUAUAGCUUGCAGGCCCUGGAGAGUUUUUUACUCAGGUGCCCCCGGGAUAUUUCUUCAUAUUGUGAUGAAAUUCUUCAUCUUACCCUAGAAUAUCUUAGUUAUGACCCAAACUUCACUGAUAACAUGGAGGAAGAUACUGAUGAUGAGAAUCAUGAGGAGGAGGAAGAUGAUGAGAGUGCAACUGAAUAUACAGAUGAUGAGGAUGUCAGCUGGAAAGUUCGAAGAGCAGCAGCUAAAUGCUUAGCAGCUUUGAUUGUUUCUCGACCUGAAAUGCUCUCAAAGCUGUAUGAGGAGGCUUGUCCUAAGUUGAUUGAUAGGUUUAAAGAGAGAGAAGAGAAUGUGAAGAUGGAUGUGUUCAAUACAUUUAUUGAGCUACUACGCCAAACUGGAAAUGUUACGAAAGGGCAGACUGACAUGAAUGAACUGAGUCCAAGAUGGUUAUUGAAGCAAGAAGUGCCAAAAAUUGUUAAAUCUAUAAACCGACAGCUAAGAGAGAAAACUAUCAAGACGAAGGUUGGUGCAUUUUCAGUUUUGAAAGAGCUUGUGGUUGUCUUGCCAGACUGCCUGGCAGACCACAUUGGAUCACUGAUUUCGGGAAUCGAAAAAGCGCUAAGUGAUAAAUCCUCUACAUCCAACUUGAAGAUUGAGGCUCUUAUAUUCACAAGAUUAGUGUUGGCUUCUCAUUCACCUUCUGUUUUCCAUCCUUACAUCAAGGCACUUUCCAGUCCCGUUUUAUCUGCUGUUGGUGAGCGUUACUACAAAGUCACUGCUGAGGCAUUAAGAGUAUGCGGAGAACUUGUCCGUGUUGUGCGCCCAAAUAUUGAAGGUUAUGGUUUUGAUUUCAAACCCUAUGUUCAUCCGAUAUAUAAUGCCAUCAUGACACGCUUGACAAACCAAGACCAAGACCAGGAGGUCAAGGAGUGUGCUAUUUCUUGCAUGGGCCUUCUCGUUUCAACAUUUGGUGAUAACCUCAGAGCAGAAUUACCUGCAUGCCUUCCUGUACUUGUUGACCGGAUGGGAAAUGAGAUAACUCGACUUACUGCUGUAAAGGCAUUUGCUGUUAUUGCUACUUCUCCACUUAACAUAGAUUUAUCAUGUGUCUUGGAGCAUGUUAUUACAGAGUUGACUGCCUUCUUGAGGAAGGCCAAUCGGGCACUCAGACAAGCAACAUUGGGCACACUAAAUUCUCUAAUUGUUGCUUAUGGAGAUAAAAUUGGUUCAUCUGCUUACGAAGUUAUCAUUGUGGAACUUUCGAGUCUGAUAAGUGAUUCAGACUUACAUAUGACAGCUCUUGCCCUGGAACUUUGCUGCACCUUGAUGGCUGACAAGAGGGCAAGCCCAAAUGUUGGUUUGGCUGUUAGAAACAAAGUUCUUCCUCAAGCAUUAACAUUAAUCAAAAGCUCAUUGCUGCAGGGCCAAGCCCUUAUGGCUUUGCAAAACUUUUUUGCUACUUUGGUCUAUUCUGCAAACACAAGUUUUGAUGCUUUACUGGACUCUCUCCUUUCAAGUGCUAAACCAUCUCCCCAGUCUGGUGGCGUUGCAAAACAGGCUUUGUGUUCUAUAGCUCAAUGUGUAGCUGUUCUUUGCCUUGCUGCAGGUGAUCAGAAAUGUUCAACAACUGUAAAAAUGCUCACAGAUAUUCUUAGAGAUGAUAGUAGCUCCAAUUCGGCUAAGCAACAUCUUGCCUUGCUCUGCCUGGGAGAGAUUGGCAGGAGGAAAGAUCUAAGUUCACAUGCUCAUAUAGAGAAUAUUGUUAUUGAGUCCUUCCAAUCUCCUUUUGAAGAGAUAAAGUCUGCUGCUUCCUAUGCUCUUGGAAAUAUCGCGGUUGGCAAUCUCUCAAAGUAUUUGCCAUUUAUCUUGGACCAGAUUGAUAAUCAGCAGAAGAAACAAUAUCUCUUGCUUCAUUCCUUGAAGGAGGUUAUAGUGAGGCAAUCGGUAGACAAAGCAGAGUUUCAGGAUUCUAGUGUUGAGAAGAUACUUAAAUUACUUUUUAACCACUGUGAAAGUGAGGAAGAGGGUGUCCGCAAUGUAGUAGCUGAAUGUCUUGGUAAAAUAGCCCUUAUAGAGCCUGCAAAGCUUGUGCCUGCACUGAAGGUGCGGACAGCCAGUCCAGCUGCAUUCACUAGAGCAACAGUCGUCAUUGCCGUAAAAUAUUCUAUAGUUGAGCGGCCAGAGAAAAUAGAUGAGAUCAUAUACCCUGAGAUCUCAUCAUUCCUAAUGCUUAUUAAGGAUCAUGACCGGCAUGUUAGGCGUGCAGCUGUCUUGGCCUUAAGUACAGCAGCCCACAAUAAGCCCAAUCUCAUUAAGGGGCUUCUUCCAGAAUUAUUGCCUCUUCUUUAUGAUCAGACAAUUGUUAAGCAAGAGUUAAUUAGAACAGUCGAUCUUGGUCCUUUCAAGCAUAUUGUGGAUGAUGGUCUUGAGCUGAGGAAAGCAGCUUUUGAAUGUGUAGACACACUGCUAGACAGUUGUCUUGAUCAAGUGAAUCCUUCAUCUUUCAUUGUUCCCUAUCUCAAAUCCGGUUUGGAUGAUCAUUAUGAUGUCAAAAUGCCUUGCCAUCUUAUCCUUUCAAAACUUGCAGACAAGUGCCCAUCCGCUGUAUUGGCAGUAUUGGACUCAUUGGUGGAUCCCCUUCUGAAGACUAUUAAUUUUAAACCAAAGCAAGAUGCUGUCAAGCAAGAGGUAGAUCGUAAUGAAGACAUGAUUCGAAGUGCUCUUCGAGCGAUUGCAUCCUUGAAUCGCAUAAGUGGAGGAGACUGCAGCCUUAAAUUCAAGCACCUCAUGAAUGAAAUCUCGAAGUCUUCAACACUCUGGGAGAAGUACCAUUCCAUUCGGAACGAGUAAUGAACAGAACAUGCCAAACCCCUGGCCUUCAUGACACUGUAACAAAAAUUUUCCCAGAAAGAAUGAGGAUGAGCAGUAUAUCUUUCCUGUUGAUGCCUGCCAGUUAAGUUUAUCAGUGGAAGAUAAAAAUGGUAAAAAAAAAAAAAAUCUUAUUGCCCCAUAAUACAUGUAGAGGGUAAUUAGAAACUGAACUGUUGGUUAAAGAAGCUUAAUGGUAAAGGGAACUUGAAGACCAUGAUUUAUCUCAAUAGGAAAAUAGAGAGUAAUGGUUUCCCUUGUAUAGGGUUAGAUCUUCUGCAUUUUUUCUUUCUACUCAUUUUUCCUGUUUAUCGGUUUCCAGACCUCUGGUGACAUUUAUUCAAUCUCAAAUUAGGGUUCCUUAUGUGUUCUUGUUGAAUCCCUCUUUUUCUUGAUUGGGAUAUGGAUGAACAUUAUUUUCCAGUUUUGGAAUGGGAGAAGCGGUCUGAAUAUAAAGCUGACUAUAUGAUUAUUUCUGUUGAUGAUGAAUAUUGAAUAGAUGUGAUGUUGGUUUUUU